AUGGCGACCUUCUCACCAAUCCUGCGGCAGCUGGGCUGCUUAAGGUCUAUCGCGAAGCCCCAGUCAUUGGUGUCGUCCCAAAUCGGUCGUCGAUCCAUCACGACUGCGUACACUCCGAAACAAGAGCCCGUCCCUCUUCCGAGCAAAUUGCCCAAGUCGUUCCUUUCUCAAAUACCUCCUCGCCAGCAGCCUACAAAUGGCCGCAAGAAGCUCAAAGUCUACCCUGCUCCGCCUUCCAGCCGCACGGUUUGCAAAGAUCCCGUGGCAGCAGUGACCGAAUCUCAAUUGGCAGCCCUUGAUCCAACUGGUGAACGCAAAGCACUUUUCGACUAUAGAAGAAACCCACGCAGUGUGAAGGUCGGCGAUAUCCUGCGCGUGACCUUUAAGAACGGGGACCCAUUCUCCGGCGUUUGUCUUAGCAUUCGUCUGCGCGGCGUUGACACCACAUUCUUGCUUCGUAAUGAGCUUACCAGGGUCGGUGUUGAGAUGUGGGUGAAGGUUUUCAGUCCCAACGUUGAGAGCGUGGAAAUUGUACAGAGGACGGAGAAGAGGAAGAGAAGAGCCAGAUUGUACUACAUGAGGUGCGGAAAAGUAUUUGACAAUAUGCCUCCCUAUAAUUAUACUCCACUUCCGCCAGGGCGUAACACCAUUCGCAUGCUUCGCCUAUUACCAAAUCAAGACCGGACUGCUCCAAUUAAAUGCGAGCUCAUUGAGCACCCUCUCAAGAAACAAGCGCAGGCCUACGAAGCCCUGUCGUAUGUCUGGGGUUCCACAGAAAACCCCUCUUCGAUAUAUGUCAACAACUGCAGCCUGGAAGUCACGCCGAACUUGCAUGCAGCGCUGUCGCACCUUCGAUUUCAACGGUUCCCGAGGCUGCUGUGGGUCGAUGCUAUAUGCAUUGACCAAAAAGGCAACGCAGAGAAAGAACAGCAGAUUCAAUUGAUGGCAAAUAUCUAUGGACAAGCUAAGAGUGUUAUCGUUUGGCUUGGGGAAGAAGACAAUGAUAGUACUCUGACACUUGCGAGAUUACAAGUCGCCGCCGAAGGCGAGAGUCUGGUGGUAGAAUUCAAUGAUUCAGCACUUAUAGCGCUCUUAGAACGCCCUUGGUUCCGACGGGUCUGGGUUCUUCAAGAGGUUGGAGUUGCUCGGUCGGUUCUGGUCAAAUGUGGCCCUAUGGAGAUGAAUGGCUACGCAUUUUCCUCAGGUUUGCGCGGUAUAGAGGCCUUGAAUAACAGAUGCCCAAGGCUGCAGAGUUUGAUCAAUUCCGUACGCCCAGUCACUUAUCUCUUAGGAAGAGCAAUAUUCCGUCCGGGUUACGGGGUAAUGUACAAGAGGGGACGCCAUUUGGGCGAGUUGCUUGAUAUGUAUCAUUCCCAUAAGGCCACCAUACGCCAUGAUAAAGUGUUUGCCCUUCUUGGUAUGUGCUGCGAGAACCUAGAAGCAGUGGGUUUGUUGCCUCACUAUGAGAUCCCUUGGGAAGUCCUCUUCCAGCGAAUCAUUAGGCAUGUUCUGUCGCAAAGGGUGUCGACCGAAACUUGGCCUGAUAAGGAGUUAGCGUUGAUCAAGGGCAUGGGUUAUAGCCUAGGGAGAGUAUCUGCAGCGUACGGAGACAAAUCUCGAUUUGACAGACAGCAUGUGCACAUUGACAUGGACAACUCGAUGCAAUUGCUUCAGUACAGCAAGGAUUCAAGAAGUCGCUGCAAUCACAGUGCCGAACGAAGCACCGUUAAAUGGACUAUGCGGGUCUCAGCACAACCUGUCAAGUCGGGGGAUGUUGUCUGCCUCUUACAAGGAGCGUCCAAGCCAAGCAUUGUCAGACCAUUCAGCGAUUAUUUUGAUAUCAUCAUAAUAGGAGUAACUCCUUUACAUAUCGCAAAUGGCGAAACCUUUCGAAUAGAUGAAUCCUUAACAUCAGAGAUUCCAGACCAUCUCGACGAAAUGGGACGGGAACUUAGCGUUUCCCUCGUGUCUGUAUUUGCGUCGAACUGGACGUUGACAGCUUUGGCUGGCUCACGCGUGAAGAAGAACAAAGCUUCCAGCAACAUGGGCGGCAACCCUAACCUGGAGCCUGGAGAAGGCUCCAAGAUCGACAUGGCAGAAGCACCUACAUUUAUCCACAGCGAGAACACACAUGUCGAGGCGGGCUUGAAAGCACUAAAACCGAAAGAUGGCGACACGGCCAUGGCACUCUUUAACGACGAGGAACUUCAGGAACCUGUGGAUCCAGUUGAGGCAAGAAAGUUGCUCUGGAAGAUUGACUUUAUGAUAUUGCCCUAUCUAGCUGUUUGCUACGCCUUCUUCUAUAUUGAUAAGGAAAAUACCUUGGAGCGAACAUCUUCAUGUGCUCAAAGGGGUGUUUUUUUGAUGAUCCAAGCCGCAUGUCACAAUUUCGCUACUCUUGCAGUGCUUCGAGCCCUGGGGGGAGCUGCAGAGGCUUGCGCAGAUCCUGCGUUUAUGCUCAUUACUAGUAUGUGGUACACGCGACGCGAACAGCCUGUCCGUAUUGGUUUAUGGUAUACGGCCAACGGGCUUGGAAUUGCCCUCGGCGGUCUAUUAGGUUACGGCAUCGGUCAUAUCAGAGGUGCACUUCCAUCGUGGAAGUACGAAUUUAUUGUAAUGCCCAUACAACGCCGCCUUUGUCCUGGUCCUGAGUAUGCAGGUCGCAAAUACAGCUGGUAUGGCAUCCCAGAAAUUCCACACCGAUGCACCCAACUAAUCAAAAUCAUUCAAGGCCACACAAAGAAAGUAGUUACAAACGCAGUCCUCUUCCUGGGCUAUUGUACCGGGAACAUCGCCGGUCCAUUUUUCUACAAAGAGAGCCAGAAACCUACCUACGAGCUCGGCAUCUGGUCUAUGAUCGUUUCGCAUCUGAUUGAAGCUGUUAUUAUUUCUAUCUUGGGUCUUCUGCUUCGCUGGGAGAAUCAAAAGAGGGAUAAGAUACAGUCUCAGAUGGAAGGCGGAUUGGAAGCUUCCGGUAUAUUUAUUAACAUGAUUAUUAUAUUCUAUGAAUGA
Aspergillus caelatus is the source of this 3012-nucleotide messenger RNA. Its product is annotated as mitochondrial 54S ribosomal protein bL19m. The record is from RefSeq and is a predicted model, not a curated record. Gene Ontology annotation, cellular component: ribosome. Gene Ontology annotation, molecular function: structural constituent of ribosome; transmembrane transporter activity. The transcript has 10 exons. The coding region runs from base 1 to 3012 and encodes 1003 amino acids. Gene Ontology annotation, biological process: transmembrane transport; translation. NCBI's taxonomy places the organism in Eukaryota, Fungi, Ascomycota, Eurotiomycetes, Eurotiales, Aspergillaceae.